Ananas comosus (pineapple) is the source of this 2883-nucleotide messenger RNA. RefSeq names its product probable LRR receptor-like serine/threonine-protein kinase At2g16250. NCBI's taxonomy places the organism in Eukaryota, Viridiplantae, Streptophyta, Magnoliopsida, Poales, Bromeliaceae. The transcript is spliced from 4 exons. Gene Ontology annotation, biological process: protein phosphorylation. The record is from RefSeq and is a predicted model, not a curated record. Bases 251 to 2566 code for a protein of 771 amino acids. Gene Ontology annotation, molecular function: ATP binding; protein kinase activity; protein binding.
GGACCAAAUAAAUAUUGAUGGAAAGUUUAGGGACUAUCAUUCAAAACCUUAUCCCUUUCACGGACCCUCCAUUGCCGGUAACGGAGGCGUGAGUUAUCACAGCUUACCAUACAAAGAAGAAGAAGAAGAAGAAGAGAGAGAAAUAAGAGAGAGAAAGAGGAGAGAGAGAGAGAGUGUGAAGAGAGAGAAACUAGAGAGAGAAAUAAGAGAGAGAGAGAGAGAGAGAAGAGGAUGCGGAGAAGAUGACACGAUGGCUCACGUGACCCCACCACCCUCCCGUCGCCGCCGCCGCCGCCGCCACAGCAUCUCCACCGUCCGCUCCGCCACGUGUCCGCAUCUCCGUCCCCUCCCCCUCCUCGCGGCCACUCUCCUCCUCCUCUGCUCGUCGUCUCCGGCGUCGGCGUCGGCGACGGCGUCUCCGGCGGGGGCGGCGGCGACGGGGCUGCUGGAGCUGCGGGCGUCGCUGGGGCUGCGGGCGCGCGACUGGCCCCGGCGCGGCGACCCCUGCAGUGAGUGGCGCGGGGUCUCGUGCCACUCCGGCCGCGUCGUCGGCCUCUCCCUCUCCGGCCUCCGCCGCACCCGCGUCGCGCGCCUCGCGGGCCCCCGCGCCUCCCCGACCCCGCUCCGCCGCCUCCUCCCUCGCCUCGAGUCCCUCAACGCCUCUCUUCCCCUCCCCGGGCCCCUCCCGCGCCCGCCGCGCUCCCACAACCCUCGCCUCCUCGACCUCCGCGCUCCGCCAUUAAUGGCUCCGUCCCUCCUCCCUCGCCCGCCUCCUCCCCGCCCUCGCCGUCCUCGACCUCAGCUCCAAACUCCUCUCCGUGGCCCCUCCCCCUCCCUCCUCUCCCUCCCCUCCCUCCGCCUCCUCAACCUCUCCCACAACCUCCUCACCGGCCCCCUCCCCACCGCCACUACCACCACAUCCCCCAAUUCCAGCGUCUUCGACCUCUCCGCCAAUCGCUUCUACGGCCCCGUCCCUUCAAGCUUCGAUUCGCUCCUCGCGCGGUUCGAAUCCGUCGACAUCUCGCGCAAUUACUUGGACGGGGAUCCGGGGAUCGUCGGAAACCCCCGUAAAAAUGUCGCCUUUGAGCUCAAUUGCUUCCGCAAUGCUUCGAACCAGAGGACCCCUGGUGAGUGCCAGGGUUUCUACUCCUCUAGAGGGAUAAAACCCUACGAUGGCCCUGUAACUGUAACUCCCCCUUCUUCUAACAAGAAGAGCCAUAAGAAUUUGAAGUAUAUACUCAUAGCAGCUCUCGGCGGGGCUACGGUGCUCGUAGUUUCGGUCACUGCUGCUGUAUUGUGUUGCACAUUAUGCGUUCGACGAAAUGCUGAACAGAGGAGCAGCGCUGUGACCGCCGUCCCGCCCGGCCCGGCGGGUCCGAUGGGCCGGCAACAAGCUCCGGUCUCAGUGACUCUCGCUACGGUCGGAGACGUGUUCACCUACGACCAGUUACUUCGAGCAACCUCGGAGUUUGCGGACGGUAACCUCGUUAAGCAUGGGCACUCGGGCAACCUCUACCGCGGAGUUUUACAAGGAGGGGAUCCCGUAAUCGUGAAGCGAGUCAAAAACGGAGCCUACGCCGCAGAACUCAAUCUGUUUUCGAGAGGGCUGCAUGAUAGAUUGGUUCCUUUUUUGGGGCACUGCUUGAGCAACGAGGACGAGAAAUUCCUCAUUUAUCGGUUCAUGCCAAACGGUGACCUAGCAAAUGCACUGCACAGGAAAUCCGAGAAGGACGAAGACAGGGCGCAGUCGUUGGAUUGGAUAAAGAGGUUGAAGAUCGCAAUCGGGGUUGCCGAAGCUCUGAGCUAUCUGCAUCACGAAUGUGCACCGCCGCUCGUUCACAGAGAUAUCCAGGCAAGCAGCAUCCUUCUCGACGACAAAUUUGAAGUGCGGCUCGGAAGUUUGAGCGACGUAUGCCCUCAAGAAGGUGAAGGCCACCAAAAUGUCAUCACCAGGUUACUGAAAUUUUCACAGGCAUCUCAACAACAAGGUUCUUCCGGAUCCCCUUCUGCGACAUGUGCCUACGACGUGUACUGCUUUGGAAAAGUAUUGCUCGAGUUAGUAACCGGUAAACUCGGCAUUAGCGGAUCAACCGACGCGGCAACCAAUGAGUGGCUCGAACGUGCAGUACCGUACAUCAACAUAUACGAGAAGGAUCUCAUAGCGAAGAUUGUGGACCCAACCCUAAUCAUCGACGAGGACCACUUAGAGGAGGUUUGGGCCAUGGCUAUAGUAGCCAAGUCGUGCUUGAACCCUAAACCCUUGAAACGACCGCCAGUGAGGUACAUUUUAAGAGCACUAGAAAACCCUCUCAAGGUCGUAAGAGAAGAUCAUAGUUCAAGCCUGAGGGCCACGUCGUCACGUAGGUCCUGGAACGCCGCGUUCUGGGGGAGCUGGCGUCAGAGCUUGUCGGACAUGCCUGGCCCGCUGAAGGAGGAUCGGAUACUAAGACGGUCCAGCACAACGAGGUCUCAAGGGAGUAAUGGAGAACACUCUUUCUCCUCCCACAAGAGGGGAUCCAAGGACAUCUUCCCCGAGCCUUCGGAAGUUCGGGAUGUUGAAGAUUGAAAAGGAAGAGAUGUUUCUGCUUUUUUUUUUCGAGAUUCUUGGGUUUCGGAGGACAAAUUUAUCGACUAGAAAGGGCCUCGACGCAAAGUGGUGUACUUCAAAAGCAUGGGAUUUGUUAUUGAUUCUUUCCUCCUCUUCUAUAGAUGCACCAGGAAAAUCGGUUUGUCGAAGAAGAGAGGUGGCCGAGGUAGCGGCGGCGCAGAGGUGAGUGUGCACUCAAUGUUGUUCACUAACAUUUAAGUUAAUGGUUGAGAGAGAUGCAUGUGGUUCAUUGUUUGCUCUACAUUGUUUGCUUCCUUUUUUGAACAGUUGAUGAA